UCUAGGUUAGUGUACCAGCUUUCCAGAGUCAGUCGUUGAAAAUAGUUUGUACUGUAGGUUAUACAUUCAUUUUAAACGGUUAAUGCUUCUACACAGAGAGGCGACUCUCUUCCAGACUCUAAGAGCGUUUACUCGGGCUUCAUACCGCAAUAUCAAAUCGCACUCUAAGUAAAUAAUCAAAUAAAAAGAGUAAAAUCAAAUAUAAGAAUCAGGAUAUUUUAACACAAGAAUUACUCUUAGAUAUUUACUAUUGAAAUUGCUUCGUCGAAGUCUCCUCUUUAUCCAAUUGCAUGUUGUUUGCCGUACUAUGGAAGCUCUGUUUACGACGAUUCUUGAUUUUUUAAUUUCAACAUCUGAGGUGUUCGUCUCAAUAUCGUAACUUGUUUUCAAGUCAGUAGUCAUAGUUUUUUGCCAGUGUUUUCGUAGUUUGAACUUGCAUGGAUUAUUUGUUAUGUCGCGAGAACGAGCACGAAAUUAGUGGACCCACCCGUUCGGAAAACGAUCGACAUCUUUGUAUGUGAGAUGAACGUUUAAGUCGUGAUUCUUUCCAAACCUUUCUUCACAAAACACAGCACUCUGUAAAUUAUGUUGUUCAUGAGGAACGAGCAAAUUAUAACACAAGAUGAUAGCAUUCCCACCCCCAGUUUCCACGGUCUCAACACGGAUCGCCUGGGACCAUAACCCCACUUUUGGUGACCAAGACUGGCUUGUAUUUUCUGACUUGGGCUUUCCUACGGAAGCUUGAGUAACUAGUUAUGAUCUUUGUAAUAUGCCGAUGACUUGACUGAUUCUCCUAAAAUUUCGGGCGCGUGCCAUAUUGAAAGUCGUACCACAAACUACUACUGCGCACUUUUCAUACUGAUGUUGAGUCUUUUUUUUAAGAGACAAACUAUUCGAGAUUUAAUAUUUUAGAAUAGGUUAAGGAGGAAGAUCUUGUAUAUUUCGAUAGCUGUUUCAAUACUUAUGCCCCUGAUUUAAUUCAGAUUAACCUGUAAAUAUUUUGUGCAAACCCUUUUUGUAUCAUUUACAUUGAAUUUUUCCACCUUUUACAGUUCCCGGCGAAAGCGAUCGUCUGACGAAAUGGAAUUUACCAUGGAUAUGGUUCACAUUUUCCCUGGUUAUCCAAAGAGGUCAACAGAUAAUCCUUCAAUCACCUUGUUGGCGUUUUACUUACAACUUCCUCAAGGGUUCUCAGAUAAUAUCGUCAAGAAAGACGUCCUAAAAGCCAUCGUGGAAAGCGAUGAGCCGAGUAUCGGAGGAUCGGUGGGCGGUACCAUCCUGGGCGUCCAGCCUUUAAUCUCUACUACAGAAACAACAGAAGAAAGUGACAAGGAACCGAAACCAAUGAAUGCCAUUGUUGUAGGAGCUUCUGUGGGUGGUGUUAUAUUGGUCGUUGUUAUCUUAAUCGCUCUUCUUUUCCGUUUCAAGAGAAGGAAAAGAUUAAUUGCUGCAAAGAGGAAGGCGAGCUGUGGUUUCAACAACAAUGCUUACCUCAACGAUGCUUACUGCAUCGGUCCUGGAGAGCGAGAGAUCGAAAUGAAGUGUGGUGAUCAAGCUUUUUCAGCUGGUAAUGUACCUGAUUUUGGGGAGCACAGUUACGCGGCCUACAAUGACCUGUACCCAUCUAGUAAUCACUCAGCAGUGAUCCUUAAGUUUCCAGACUCUCUAGCAGGAAAGAACAGUGAGGAUGUUGCUGCACCUAUCUACCAAAAACCCGAUAGUGGAGUUGAUACACUUAUCUACCAACCAAUCAACAGCGGAGGUGAUGGACCUAUCUACCAACCACUCAACAGUAAUCGAAAGUCAUCUGAAGUCUGAGCUGAGAAGACCAGUGAGGGAAAUACAGCACCUGUCUACCAAUCACCCAGCAAUGGUUAUUGUAUCCAUCUAUCAAACACUCAACAAUAUACCUAAGUUUUCAGAGGCCUAGGUAGAGAACAGUCAGGGAGACGUUGCCAAGUUCACCGGGCAGCUGACCCAAUAACGGUGAUUCCAAAGAUUGAAACUACGCAAAAAAAAAAAGGAGAAUCAAAAAAAUAAAUAAAUAAAUAAAAUAAAAUA
Molecule: messenger RNA, 2061 nt
Organism: Orbicella faveolata
Lineage: Eukaryota; Metazoa; Cnidaria; Anthozoa; Scleractinia; Merulinidae
Biological process (GO): proteolysis
Cellular component (GO): membrane
Molecular function (GO): serine-type endopeptidase activity; protein binding
Source: RefSeq, a predicted model, not a curated record